AUGGAGAAGCUCAGCAUUUCUUUCGACACAUCCCGCCUCUUCGGAGCGGACAAGGCAGAGCGCAUUGCCGCCGCCAAGGAGCUCGCAGAGCUCGUCAAAACGCAAGGACCGUCGGUCUUCGAGUCCAUCAAGAUCACCGACGCUCUUGUCGCUGCCUUUGCAGACAAGAAGUCCACCGCUGCACGCGAGGGUGCUUGCAACACCAUCGCCACGCUCUGCGACACUGGCGCAACCGCUGCUUCUGAUUCUGACGUAAUCGCUGCCUUCGAACCGUUCAUCAUUGAUACCCCUGCCUAUGCAUCCCUGAUCGAGACCUUCGCUGACAAGAUCCCGGCCGUCCGCACAACUGCCGUUGCUGCUGCAAACGCUCUCACUUCCCAGCAGAGCCCUUGGGCCGCACCCAUCGUGCUGCCCGCCCUCCUCCAGCAGAUCAAGACCGCUGGAAAGUGGCAAGUGAAGAUUGGCUGCCUGUCCGUUCUUGACAUGCUUGUCAAGUCUGCCCCCACGCAGGUCGCGAAGUUGACUCCCGAUAUUGUCCCCGUUCUGGCCGAGGCGAUCUGGGAUACCAAGGCUGAGGUGAAGAAGGCGGCGAAGGAGUCGCUCACAAAGUCUACGGCCCUAGUUUCGAACAAGGAUAUCGAGAAGUUUAUUCCUGCACUUAUCGACGCUCUUAUUCAACCGGUAGAGAAGGUGCCGAGCACCAUCCAACUUCUCUCAUCCACCACAUUCGUUUCCGAAGUUGACUCCCCCACGCUCGCUCUCAUGGUUCCCCUCCUGGAGCGCGGUAUCCAGGAGCGUCCCACCGCCACCAAGCGUAAGGUCGCUGUCAUUAUCGACAACAUGUCCAAGCUCGUCGAUAACGAGAUCACCGUUCGCCCCUUCAUCCCCAAGCUGCUCCCCGGUCUCCUCAAGAUCGUCGAGGUCGUCGGCGACCCUGAAGCCCGUAGCGUUGUUGAGCGCGCAAUCAAGACCCUGCGCCAAAUCGGCAACGUUCCCACCGGUGACGGCUCCAACCUCCCUCCAUUCAAGAACCUCGAGCCCAAGGCUGUCGUCAACACCCUUAUUGGCUUCUACCAGAAGGCUGGUGUCACCCCUCCUUCCGCUACCGACGCGACCCUGUUCUACGCUGCCCGCUUGGCUGCGAACAUGGUCACUCAGCGCAAUUUCGACGUCCCCGUCUGGGACGCCGCUCUCCCGCAGUACCUGUCCCUGGUUAUUCCCGCCGGGACUCACAACAACACGGAGAUCUCCCGUCAGCUGCUGCUGAAGUCGGCUACGAUUGACGAUGACACUGCCGAGGUCCCUGAUGAUGAGGAGGAGGGUGAGGAUCUUUGCAACUGCACGUUCUCCCUGGCGUACGGUGCUAAGAUCCUGCUCAACACUGCUACCCUCCGCCUCAAGCGUGGCCACCGUUACGGUCUUUGCGGUCGCAAUGGUUCCGGCAAGUCUACGCUCAUGAGGGCUAUCGUCAACGGCCAGGUCGAGGGCUUCCCGUCCCCCGACGAGGUUCGCACCUUCUACGUCGAGCACGACAUCGAUGGUUCCGAGGCUGAGAUCGGUAUCCUUGAAUGGGUCCUGAACGACAAGCGUCUCGAAGCCUCCAAGGAGGAGAUCAUCGAGACCCUCGCUUCCGUCGGCUUCAGCGAUGAGAGGCAGCAGUCUGCCAUCGGCUCCCUGUCUGGUGGGUGGAAGAUGAAGCUCGCUCUCGCUCGCGCCAUGCUGUUCAAGGCCGACAUCCUCCUGCUCGAUGAGCCCACGAACCAUCUUGACGUUGUCAACGUUGCUUGGCUCGAGAACUACCUCACCAGCCUCAAGACCUGCACUUCCAUCAUCGUCUCCCACGACUCUGGUUUCCUGAACAACACCAUCACGGAUGUCCUCCACUUGAACAGGUUCAAGGUGAGGCGUUACAAAGGCAACCUCGAGGCUUUCGUCCAGGCUGUGCCUGAAGCCAAGUCCUACUACACCCUGGAGGCGGCUGAGGACUACAAGUUCAAGCUCCCCGACCCGCCCUUCCUUGACGGUGUCAAGACCAAGGAGAAGGCCCUGCUCAAGAUGCGCAAGGUUGGCUUCCAGUACCCGACACAGCCCGUCCAGCAGCUCUACGACAUCACGCUGCAGGUCUCGCUCUCGUCCCGUGUCGCUAUCCUGGGUCCCAACGGUUCCGGCAAGUCGACCCUCGUCAAGCUGCUCAUUGGCGAUAUGGAGCCCAACAAGGGUGGUGAGAUCUGGAAGCACCCUAACUUGGUUAUCGGCUACGUUGCCCAGCACGCUUUCCACCAUAUUGACCACCACCUCGACAAGACUCCUCUCGAGUACAUGCUCUGGCGCUACCAGACCGGAGAGGAUCUUGAGGAGAUGAGCAAGGCCAACCGCGUCAUCAGCGAGGAGGAGCUGGCCAAGAUGAAGGAGGGUGCUAUCUACGUGCACGAGGGUCAAAAGCGCACAAUCGACGAGAUCGUCGCUCGUAAGAAGUUAAAGCAGUCUUACGAGUACGAGGUGACCUUCAAGGGCCUGAGCUCAUCCGAGAACCUCUGGAUCGCUCGUGACGAACUGGUCAAGCGUGGUUUCGAGAAGAAGGUCAUCGAGCUCGAUACCCGCGAGGCUCAGCGCCUUGGUCUCAUGCGUCCUCUCGUUCGUCGUGAGAUCGAGAAGCACUUUGCCGACUUUGGUCUCGAGGCAGAGUUCGUCUCCCACAACAACAUGCGUGGUCUCUCUGGUGGGCAGAAGGUCAAGGUCGUGCUCGGUGCCGCUACAUGGCGUCGCCCGCACAUCAUCUGCCUGGACGAGCCGACGAACUACCUCGACCGCGAAUCCCUCGCUGCCCUUAUCGAGGCUCUCAAGGACUUCCAGGGUGGUGUCCUGGUUAUCACGCACAACCGUGACUUCUCCGAGUCAAUCUGCAAGGAAGUCUGGGCCAUGCGUGACGGUCGUCUGGAGGCAUCUGGCCACAACUGGAUUGAGGGCCAGGGCUCUGGUGCCAAGAUUGACACCAAGGCUGAGGACGAGGAGGACAAGUUCGAUGCAAUGGGGAACAAGAUCGAUCCUACUAAGAAGGAGAAGAAGAAGACUUCCAACGAGGAGCGGAAGGCGAAGAAGGCGCGCAUGGCAAGGCGAAAGCGCGGUGAGGAUUCGGAAGGUGAGGAUGCGUAG
Messenger RNA from Dacryopinax primogenitus, 3153 nucleotides. RefSeq lists its product as uncharacterized. The coding region runs from base 1 to 3153 and encodes 1050 amino acids. Gene Ontology annotation, molecular function: ATP hydrolysis activity; translation elongation factor activity; ATP binding. Lineage: Eukaryota; Fungi; Basidiomycota; Dacrymycetes; Dacrymycetales; Dacrymycetaceae. The record is from RefSeq and is a predicted model, not a curated record. The transcript has a single exon.